GGGCCGUUUGGUCACUUCCGUCAAAAUACAACAAAUGAAGUAAUGCUAGCAUGCUGUGCGAUGAGAAAUAAAGCAACCAGAUUUUAAGUUUUAUUUGUGUCUAGCUAAGAAAUACCGCGAUUCGACUGGCAGCUGUACACCACCAGGUUCGGCACUCAUGGAGCCGUCCACUAAGCCUGGGAACAACCAGGUGGCUGAUGUGGUGUUUGUCAUCGAAGGGACGGCAAAUCUUGGACCUUACUUUGAAUCUUUAAGAAAGAAUUAUAUACUGCCAGCUAUAGAAUAUUUCAAUGGAGGGCCUCCAGCAGAAACAGAUUUUGGUGGAGAUUAUGGAGGGACACAGUACGGUCUUGUGGUGUUCAACACAGUGGACUGUGCCCCCGAGUCAUACGUCCAGUGUCACGCCCCAACCAGCUCUGCCUUUGAGUUUGUCUCGUGGAUCGACAGCAUCCAGUUCAUGGGAGGUGGAGCGGAAAGCUGUAGUCUAAUUGCAGAGGGACUCUCUGUGGCCUUGCAGCUCUUUGAUGACUUUAAGAAGAUGAGGGAGCAAAUAGGUCAAACCCACAAGGUGUGUGUGCUGCUGUGUAACUCUCCUCCAUACCUGCUCCCUGCCGUGGAGAGUGUCAGCUACACCGGCUGCACAGCAGACAACUUGGUCAAAAUCAUCAGAGACAGAGGAAUUCACUUCUCUGUGGUGGCCCCACGGAAACUUCCUGCCCUAAGGGCUUUGUUUGAGCGAGCAUCUCCAGUAGGAGGUGCGGUUGAACCCCAUCCAGACUACAGUCAGGACCCCUUCCACAUGGUCCUGGUCAGAGGCAUCUCGCUUCCUGUUUCCUCAGGUGGAGGACCUGGGCCGCUCAAACCUGUCAUCCCUCCUCAGCCGCUGCCUGUCAGUCAGCCUCUUGGUGGAGCUUCACAGCCCCCUCCACCCAUUAACACAACCCACCCUUAUCAGAAUCCGGCCCCCAUGACUGCUGCUCAGGUGGCUGCACAGAUGGCCGUGGAUGCAGCCAACAACCAGAAGAGUCGCUUCCCAGGAAUGGUCAAUCAAGGUCCUCCGUUCACCAGUCAGCCAACCAUCCCAUCAGUCGCUGGGGUGAAGAUCAAUCAGCCCAGCCUUACAACCGUCACCACAGCAACGCAGCCCAUGAUGCCACAACAACAAGUUGCUCCCAAUCAGCAGCAGCCAGUCCCACCCCAAGGGCAGCCUGUGCCCAAUCAGCAGCAGCAGGCACAACCUCAGCAGCAACCCACCGUGAAUCAGGCCACAGUGGCUUCAGCGCAGCCCAACAUGCCUGGUGUGUCUGGAGCUCAAGGCGCUGCAAAUCCAAUUGGACAGCAGCAAGGUGUGGCCAAUAAGAUUGUAGCAUGGACCGGUGUUCUGGAGUGGCAAGAGGUAAUACCUAAUAAAAAAAUCUGA
Epinephelus lanceolatus (giant grouper) is the source of this 1420-nucleotide messenger RNA. NCBI's taxonomy places the organism in Eukaryota, Metazoa, Chordata, Actinopteri, Perciformes, Serranidae. The record is from RefSeq and is a predicted model, not a curated record.